AUGGAGACGCUUGCCAUCCUUAUCCUCGUCUUUUUCACUAUUAAACACGGAGGAGCUGAACCAAAUAACGUAUACCAAGAGGUUCGGGUUGGAUUGGUUGUGGAGUUUGGUUCUGCUGAAGGAAAGAUCCUCAAAAAUUCGUUUUCAUUAGCCCUCUCAGAUUUUUAUCGCAUCAACAAUGGCUAUCGAACCAGAGUCUCUGUUUUAGCCAGAGACUCCCGAGGAGACCCUCUCCUUUCUCUAGCUGCCGCUACAGAUCUUAUCAAAAAAACAAAAGUGGAAGCCAUUGUUGGUGCACAAUCACUACUGGAAGCAAAGCUCUUGGCAGCUGUUAGCGAGAAGGCUAAAGUUCCAGUUGUAUCUGCCCUGGCACCAAGUUCCUUGUCCUUGAAGAAAUACAAUCACUUUCUUCAGUUAACUCACGAUUCAACAUCAGAGGCUAAAGGAAUCUCGAGACUCAUACAUGAUUUCAACUGGGAAUCAAUUGUGGUUAUAUACGAGGAGGGCGUUGAUGACUGGAGAGAGGGUCUGCAAAUACUUUUGGAGCAUUUCCAAGAUGAUGGAAUCCACAUCGAUCGUACUGUUUCUUUUGCUGAAUCAAGAGAAGAUUAUACUGUGAUGAAUCAGCUACGGAAGCUGAUCAAGUCCUCAAGAUCAGCAGUUUUCGUGGUGCAUAUGUCUGAGACUCUUGUUUCUCGUCUCUUCCGAUGUGCGGAGAAGUUAGGAAUGAUGGAAGGAGGGUAUGCUUGGAUCCUCACAGCGAGAACCAUGAAUAAGUUUUAUCACUCGGAUCACAGGUCGAUGCAAGGGGUCAUUGGUUUCAGAUCCUACAUUCCAGAGUCUGAAGAACUUACCAAUUAUACUUCAAGAUUGAAGAAAUUAAUGGUUGGUGAUGAUGAUGAAAAUGCCAAGAUGGAAACAAAGCUAACUAGUGUAUGUGCACAUGAUAUUGCAUUUAUUCUAGCAAAAUCAAUAGAGAAGAUAGGGAGGCUAAGAGAAUCUUCACAUCUAUCACCAUCAGAUCUUCUUGAGGAAAUUAAGAAGAGUAUAUUUAAGGGUUUGAGUCAUGCUGACAUUGGUCACAAAUUUCUUUCAGGAUCAGGAAUAUUUGAGAUUGUGAAUAUGGUAGGAACAGGGGAAAGAAGAAUAGGAUUAUGGAGUUGUGAUCAUUUCGUUGGAAGAAGAAACAUUAUGGCUUCUUCUGUUAAUGAACUUGAAACCAUCAUCUGGCCUGGUGGGUCUUCUAGAAUCCCGGGACACCGUUUUCUAGCAGAGAACGGUGGAAGGAAGCGGCUCAGGGUCUUGGUUACCUCAAAUAACAGGUUUCCGCAUCUGGUGGCGGUGCGUCAUGAUCCUGAAACGGGUUUUAGUACUGUCACUGGAUUCUCCAUAGAAGUUUUCAAGACUUGUAUUGCUUCUUUUAACUAUGAGCUGGAAUUCAUACCUUAUGAUGGAGACAACUAUGACAAACUUGCUUUUGAGUUAUCUACUCAGAGAGACAAAUAUGAUGCAGCUGUUGGUGACAUCUCCAUUACUUCCAACAGAUCUUUGUAUGUUGAUUUUACCUCGCCUUACACUGACAUGGGUUUUGGAGCCCUGGAACUAAAGAAAAAGAGAGAGAGCAUGUGGACUUUCUUUGACCCUUUUGACAUAUCCUUAUGGCUAACAAGUGGAGCUUUCUUCAUCUUGACCGGCUUUGUUGUUUGGUUGGUUGAACGGGCGGUUAAUCCUGAGUUCCAAGGCACUUGGGGGCAGCAACUUGGUAUGAUUCUCUGGUUUGGUUUCUCUACUCUUGUGCUUCCUCAUGGAGAGAAGCUUCAAAAAAUGUCAUCAAGAUUUUUAGUCAUAGUUUGGGUUUUUGUGGUGCUGAUAUUGACUUCAAGUUACAGCGCAAAUUUGACAUCAACCAAGACAAUUUCUCGCAUACAAAUAAGCCAGCUGGUUAGCCCUGAGAAGGUUGAAGUUUAUAGAAGAAACAUUUUGUAUAACUUUGAGGAUAACGCUCAAGCUUUAAGGAACGGAACUAUCAGUUAUGUAGCCGCUGAAACGCCGUAUCUCCUUGUCCUUCUUGGACAGUAUCCUGGUGUCUUCAACAUGAUAGUUAAAGAGAGUGGUGGAAACGGCUUCGGAUUUAUGUUUCAGAGAGGGUCUGGUUUGGUUGCUAACGUGUCCAGAGAAAUCAUUAAGCUAAGAUCAUCAGGAAUGUUGAAAGACAAAGAGAAAAGAUGGUUCCAAAAGAUGGAUUCUUUUACUCUAAACCCAAACACCGACACGUCUGAAAACGAUGAUGCAUCUAAGCGUCUAACCAUUCAAGAGUUGGGUGGUCUGUUCAUCAUUGCUGGGGUUGCCCAUGCUCUUGUACUAGUUGUGCAUCUCUUUCAUACGCGUGGAGAGAUAUUGCGUGUUUUGUGGGAGUCUCGACUGUUCCUCAAGCUGCAAAGCUUCUCAUGCUUGGAUAAGUAA
Molecule: messenger RNA, 2463 nt
Organism: Brassica oleracea var. oleracea
Lineage: Eukaryota; Viridiplantae; Streptophyta; Magnoliopsida; Brassicales; Brassicaceae
Product: glutamate receptor 1.1-like
Exons: 5
Coding region: 1-2463 (820 amino acids)
Cellular component (GO): plasma membrane
Molecular function (GO): signaling receptor activity; ligand-gated monoatomic ion channel activity
Source: RefSeq, a predicted model, not a curated record